GCGAAGCUCAGGCCAUGUCCCGGGACUCCCCAGUACUGUGGGAGCUGGUGGAGGAGCAUGUCCCACUCCCGGAGCGGCCUGAAGUGAAGAGGAUUCUGGGGGAGGCAGCGGUGGACCUGAGCCUGGAGUUGCGAGAGGAGUGGCAAGGUGCCCCAGCUCUCCUUGCAGGUGGCGAUGCUAAAGGCACUGCUUCAAGAGUUUCGAUCUUCUCAAGCCUCUGGAUCCCACCCCGUCUCUGACUUUCCCUCCCUCCUGGCACCACCACCCCUCUUGAGGGAUAUCAUGCGCCAAGAACUCCGACAGUUGCUCCAAGGCCUCCGCCUUAAGGCUAUCUGUGAGGGCAGGGACCAGACCCAGGCAUGGGCCCAGUAUAAUCCCAGGGUCCUUCGCUUUGCCUUAGAGGAGCCCAGGUGUGACUCAGCACCACAGGAACUGUCCCAGAGGAGAGCUGGUGAACCCAGGACUAGAAUGAGCAACACGGAGGGGAUGGUGUUAACUUCACCUGUCAGCAGCCGUCACAGGGACCUCAGUGCCAUCAAGGAUGAACUGAAUGUGUCUAACAUUGACCAGGUUGCUAGACACCUGAGGAACCUCCUGGAGGAGGAGUGCCACAUGUUGCAGAAAGAGGUCUCUGAGCUGCAGACAGGGUCCCUGAACCAGCUCUCUCCACAGCACUGUCUGGAAAUGGAGCAGAUGCAGGCUUGCCAGUCCUCUAAGGCCACUCUAGAGCCCACCCUGGCAGAGAUAAAGGAACAGAAGGCGGCCAUGGAACAGGAGCUACAAGUCUCUCUGGGGCCUUCCGGUAUCUCUGCCAGGCACAGGCAGAAGCCCUUGAGGUCCAUUCCGGGCCUCAGACUCUUUCCUUGUCUCCAUGGCUACAUGCCUACACCUCCUUCGGAACAUUGCCCCCACCCUCAAAGUCAAGCAACCACCCGCCGCUGGGGACGGCAACUUCGAUACAGCUAUUGGGAAGAGCCUACUUGCACAGCAGUGUCCAGCGCAGCAUCCCAAGCUCCGACCUGAAGGGCUGGUCACAAAACAGGCUUCCGCUGUAACUCCCCCAUCUGUUGUUACUCCAGCUGCCAUAGCUCUAACUGUUUCUGCUUCAUUCUCAGAUGAGCUCACACAGUCCCCACAAAGCUGUGUGUUAGUCUGGUCCCAGCCCUACCCCUUGUCAGGUCACUGGUAUCUAGGACUGAGUGGCAGAACACCUGUUGUAACCAUCAAAGCUCUGGACCCUCUCUUCCACUCAGGCCUCCACAGAAGCUUGGCAAACAGAGGUCCCAUCCCAGCCUGACUUUUGUCCCCAAGGGACCCAGACAAAGCACAGCAGCAGCUCAGAGACAGGAAUAGAAAUUUCAUUAAAAUCUACGGACUUUAAAA
Phodopus roborovskii (desert hamster) is the source of this 1383-nucleotide messenger RNA. RefSeq names its product coiled-coil domain containing 24 (gene Ccdc24). Bases 175 to 1023 code for a protein of 282 amino acids. The transcript has 8 exons. The record is from RefSeq and is a predicted model, not a curated record. NCBI's taxonomy places the organism in Eukaryota, Metazoa, Chordata, Mammalia, Rodentia, Cricetidae.